This is a messenger RNA of Polyodon spathula (Mississippi paddlefish), 1813 nucleotides long. RefSeq names its product P43 5S RNA-binding protein-like. The record is from RefSeq and is a predicted model, not a curated record. Lineage: Eukaryota; Metazoa; Chordata; Actinopteri; Acipenseriformes; Polyodontidae. Gene Ontology annotation, cellular component: nucleus.
ACCCGCCUUCAUUGGCUAUAAAACUGAGGAGGCAGCGAGCUAAGGUGGGAAAUUGAUAUAGGGAGUAUUCAGUGAUUUUGUUAGCGAAGUAAAUUCAAAAAAGUUUUUCUACAUGGAUUCCGUCGAAAACAUCGGCCAAGCUACGGUAGAUGCGAUCCCCACGAAUAUUUUUAACUGCACCCGGGCGGAGUGCGGAGCCACGUUCACGCGGGAGUGGAGGCUGAAGGAGCACUUGGCCGCGCACGCCGGGGAGAAGCCUCAGGUAUGUGACGUGGCCGAGUGCGGGCGCCGGUUCACCCGCAGGUCUCACCUGCAGCGCCACAAGCUGACGCAUGGCGGCAUAAAGCAAUUCAGGUGUACCUACGUGAGCUGCAGCCAGGCUUUUGUAACGCGGGAUAGUCUGAAGAGACACAUCAAAUACGCCCACGGCAUCAAGGACUGCUACUACAAGUGCCCACAGCAAGGCUGCCUGAAGACCUUCAAGAAACGCAAAGCCUACAAGACUCAUCUCAACGAACAUGCAGUUACUUGCUCAUUCCAGUGUCAACAGGCAGGGUGUGGGAGGAAGUUUGAAACGUGUGCUGCACGCAACGCCCAUGAGAAGACCCACAGAGGGUAUGCCUGCAAAGUUCCUACCUGCCAGACUGUUGCUGCUACCUGGAGCAAGCUGCAGAAGCACAUGCUGAAGCAUCCAGCUACUUUCUGCUGCUCUGUGUGUCCGAAGAAGUUCUCGAAGCGUGGCACCCUGCGGCGGCACAGGCGCUGCCACACUAUGCCCAAGCCGGUACUGAGGUGCCCCAAAGAGGGCUGCCAGGCCUGCUUCUCCACCAGCUUCAACCUGCAGCACCACAUCCGCAAGGUGCACCUGCAACUGCUGCAGUAUCGCUGCUACUACCCUGACUGCACCAAGGCCUUCGCAAUGAGUGAGAGCCUGGCCAGGCAUGUUGUUCAUCAUGAUCCAGACAGGCAGAAGCUCCAGUUGCAGGUGAUGUGUAGGCGCCCCAGUAAGAUCUGGCAGAAGCGGCCGAGGGGGGGCCGUGGGCGCCGGACCCCCGUGAUUGAGGAGGACCUGCGGCAGCUCUUCAGUCUGAAGCUGCGUCUCUGCCGACGUGGCAAGGUGGAGUGCGACCUGAGAGGCCUGUUCAAUGAGCGCAAGGGCCUGCGCCGCGUGCAGCAGGAGGUCAGCCUGAAGGAGCUGUUUGAGCAGCGCCCGCCGCGAUGCUCCGAGAAGACCCCUGCAGCGGGGGGCGCAGAGCGCCCUACACCCGGCAAGAACCCGUGAUCGUCCUGCUGUAGUAAUGUGUUCUCAAGUUUUUGUUUCCUCAAUUGUACUUGCAGAUUGUGUUCUGUUUGUUUAUGCACUUUGGAGGGGGGGUAGACUUGUGGAUUCAGAGCAGGCAUAACCUCGGUUUAUGAAUUUGGAUGCUAGAUAAAUGGGUUCUAUAAAUGUAUAGUAAUAGAAAAAAAUGUGACUUAGUCUGGUAUGGGGAGGUUUCUGAUUUUGUUUGUAGCCAGUGAGGCACAGCUCUGUAGAGCAGGCAUGAGACUUUUUUUUUUUUUUUUUUUUUUUUUUAAUUUAGUAGGAUGGUGAUGUUGACCUGUAUUCUCUCCAUUCUUUCAUUUGGGAGCUGAAUCCCCCUCCAAUAAAUAGUUGUGCCCCAUGUGCUGUUGUAGACUUUCUUCCUGCACGCUGACAGCUGCUGAAGUACUAUAGAUUUAAACCGCAUGCACGGUUUAAUUGUUAGUCCUACUUCAAAAAACAGAAUCCUAUCCAUUACUUGAUUUUAAAUACAUAGAACUUUCAUGUUCUCAA